Branchiostoma floridae (Florida lancelet) is the source of this 4001-nucleotide messenger RNA. Its product is annotated as matrix metalloproteinase-14-like. The transcript has 12 exons. Gene Ontology annotation, cellular component: extracellular matrix. The coding region runs from base 845 to 2647 and encodes 600 amino acids. Gene Ontology annotation, biological process: extracellular matrix organization; proteolysis; collagen catabolic process. Gene Ontology annotation, molecular function: zinc ion binding; metalloendopeptidase activity. Lineage: Eukaryota; Metazoa; Chordata; Leptocardii; Amphioxiformes; Branchiostomatidae. The record is from RefSeq and is a predicted model, not a curated record.
UCCUCUAUAUAUCUCCGGUAAGUUUCCCCCGUGCUUUCAGUGCUAGUUUUCCACCCUACCGAGCGUACUUAAAUCGCAGACAGCCUUAACGCGUUUGGUAGUUAUAGAUAGCGGACAGAUAAGUGUGCCCUCUGGCUACAUUGUGCUUAAACUCAUGGCAGUCCUGACACAAAUCCCUGCGGCUAUUUAACGGUAGUCUGGGAAGGAUUGCGCGGGGAGGCGAAGACACCAGGGGUCAGAGAUUGGCGUUAUGUCUUCCUGGCGUCUGGAGUAAAUGAUGUCGGGCGGCACUUAGGGCGGCCGCGCCAAUCUGUUCAAGUCGUAACGCGCGGUCGAUGUCGGUGAAAUUUUUCUUAGCGACAAUACGGCAAUUGGUGUGACUCACUGCGCGACAAUCUGAGGCUGAUAAUAACGGUUGCACCCUGCCACCCCUGUGGGGUCGUGGACGUGGUCUAGCCCAAGGGCGACUUCCUUAUAAGGCACGGGAGGCAAGCCCAGGGUGGAGGCAGGGGGAGGGCUAUUGGGAUCAGAUGAUGUCAUGGCGGAAGUAAAUAUAUACAAGGGGUCCUUCAGCGAGGUCACAUCAUUUCUCUUGUAGGGAAGGCUGCUGCAGCGACGAGCCGGCACGAGGCAACGCCGAGAAGAAGGGAAUUUAGGAGCCGCCCGCCGAACUUGGACCUGAGAGAAAAGUCAACAAACUUGCGGACUGCCGUCUUGGCGAAGAAGAGGCCUCUGGCGAGCGGUGGCCGACUCAGCUGACAGACUCGCUGCUGGGCGGUUUUUAUACGACUUUUGCAGCUGGAAUUUCUUCUGCACAGGGAGUCUGCGGACCGCACAUUCACGGAUGGAACUACCGGAGACGCUGUACUGUGUUCUCCUCGGCCUGGCCGCGCUGGUGCUCCGAGCCGUGCCGACCCCCGUGCCGCUGACGACCGUCAGACCCACCGUCAACCCGCAGCAAGGCUUGAAAUACCUGCAGAAGUUUGGGUACCUCCCGUCGGCCUCGGGACAGACCGGCGGGCUGCAGGCACAGGGCAACCUCAACAAGGCUAUCAGGCAGUUCCAGCGCUUCGCACACAUCAACAUAACAGGCGAACUUGACGAGGCAACGCUGGAGAUGAUGACGAAGGAGCGGUGCGGCGUGGCGGACAUCGUGGGGACAGCCAACAGCGCCAGGAAACGGAGAUACGCCAUCCAGGAAGGCAACCUUUCCCUAUCGCCGUCAGCGGACAUCACGCAACCCUAUGACUAUGUUUCGUACCAGGGAAGCAGAUGGCGCAAGCACGACCUUACGUACAGGAUCUCCGCCUACACUCAGGACCUACCCGCCUUCGAAGUGGAAUCGGCCGUGGAAAAAGCUUUUCAGGUGUGGGCCCGGCACACGCCCCUGACGUUCACCCGGAUCUACUGGGGCCGGCCGGACCUUGACGUGAAGUUCUCGGUGGGGGAGCACGGGGACGGCAACCCGUUUGACGGCUCGGGAGGCGAGCUGGCGCACGCCUUCUUCCCGCAGUACGGCGGCGACGCGCACUUCGACGACGGCGAGACCUGGACGGUCCGCACGCCUGGAGGUGAUCCUUUGUGCAUAAACUCAACAUGUACGGACCUGUUCAUUGUUGCUGCGCACGAGUUCGGGCACAGCUUGGGUCUGGGGCACUCGGACGUGCGGGGUUCGCUCAUGGCGCCGUUCUACCAGGGGUACACUCCCGCCUUCACGCUGCCGCCUGACGACGUGGAGGGCAUUCAGAACCUCUACGGAGUUGCUGAUAUAGACCGGCCCAGCCCUCACCCGCGACCACGGCCCCCGUCAAAUGACGUAGACGUGCCCGACUACGACGCGAGGGGCACCGUGGACCCAACCACCUGUUCCGGGCACCUGGACGCCAUCACACGCACCAAGAACGGCUCCACCUACGCCUUCGCAGGAGAGUUCUUCUGGAGACUGAACGACAUCGGCCCUGACCCCGGAUACCCCAUGAGAAUAAACGAUAUCUGGGGCGUGUCUGGACCAAUAGACGCUGCUCUCUUCUGGCCAAGUACCGGCAAAACGUACCUCAUACAGGGUGAGCGGUAUUGGCGGUUCACUAACGCGGUUCUAGAUGAAGGAUAUCCCGCCAGUAUGGAGAGGUUCCGAGGAGUGCCAACUCACGUGGACGCUGCCUUCGAGUGGGGCCGAAAUGGGAAAACCUACUUCAUCAAAGGUAACCAGUACUGGCGGUACUCCAAAGGCUGGGGUGUGGAUGACGGGUACCCGCAGCCCCUGUCGGUGUGGACGGGGCUCCCCGACAGGAUAGACGCAGCCUUCCAGUGGAAAAACGGAAAAACUUACUUCUUCCAGGGAGGCCGAUACUGGAGAUUCGACGAUGACAAUUUAAGGGUUGCCGAGUCUGACCCACAGUACCCCCGCUCCACGGCAGAGUGGUGGCUGGGCUGCCCGUUGCAGCAGGAGCCUGACUGGGUAGGUUCCCAGGACGGGGAGGCACCCGGGACGGACAGCACCGACCAGCCCGCGGACGGAGCCAAGGACCAAAUGAACGGUCUGGUGGGAGGGAGCGACGCGUCCCGGGUGUCAUGGCGGGGCAGCCUGACGUCAUUGUGUGUUCUAUUAUCACUCUGGUUCUCUCGGACGAUACAAAACGCGCACUGAUGAUCGCUUUCUCAAUAAUCAUUAAUGUCGUAACUGUCAGUCUAGCUUCUUUAACAACCAAUGAUUCUCAGUAGAUCUAGAUGUCAUUCGGAGUAGAUGUACAAAUGUUACUGAGGUGUGACGAUAGCAAUGUGUAGACGAACCACACACUAAGCGUGCGGAAACAUGGAAGGGCUAGAUAGGAUAACGUCAACUCACCUGUAAAUAGUGUACAUUUUAACUUGUGUGGAUGCAUGUCCUCCGUUGUUGUUCCCUGAGUACCACACCAUUGUCUCGAUGUGACCAACACGUAGGUAGCAGCUCAAAUCAGCGUCUUAUUGACUCCUAUUGGAGAUGAUGAUAGACAGCAGAAAUUGACCAAUUAGGAUUUAUGAUUAACUUUCGACUGGACAUUGUAAAAUAGCAUCCGAUGAAUUUGGUAGGCUGAGUGAAAAUUUUGAAUCAACAACUAUAUUACACGAUGAUGCGACAGUUUCACGUGACGUGGGCAAAUCACCCUCUUCGGGGCAUGAAACGGUUUAACGUUUCAAGUAAAGCAUUUCGAUGUUAAUCGUACCACCCCACCCCCUAACAUUAGCAACAGAUGGAACUCAACUCAACUGUCCUUUGGUAGCUGGAUCAAUGAGUUCGUCGAAUUUUAGAUUUGUACGCCGUUAUUUAGCAUUGCUAAGAUAUUGCCAAGGUAGCCCGCUAGCUCUAUAGUUGCCAAAUCUCAUUCAUCUCAAUAACUUAUUCAGACAUUGGUAGUACAAUGCAAUACUUUUCUCACUUUCUAUUGAAAGAGUAUUUUUGUAAUGCGUAAUAUGACGCCCAGUACGCUGAUUUGAUAGAUUGCCAAUAGCUGUACAUUUACGCCCCUGAACGAGUUACAGUGAAAUAAUCUAAUCUAAUUUGCUAUGCUUUUGUGAGAUCAUUUGCUAAAUAUUACGUAAGCCGCCGAGAUGCUUCAAAUGUUUAACAGAAGUUCCCUAAUAAUAGGGUCACGCCUGCAUCUGUAUAACAGGCAAUAUCCUGCCUCCGUGAGUGUGAAACGUGUAUGUGAUGCGUUACUUAAAAUAUAUUAUUUUGAUCCUAACUAGGGUUUUAAAAAUUGGUUACAUCUCUGUAUACGUAUGUUCUCCUAAGUAUGUCUGUGUAUUUAAAAGAUUUCGCCAGGAGCAUAGUUCGUAAGCAGUAUUAGUGAGACUAGGAUGAGCCUGUGUAUGUGUAGGUAUGAUAGAUUUGCUUGUGCUGGGCUGGACCCACCAUUAGUUCAUUUGUGUUCAUCGUAUGUGGAUAUGUUUCUUCAGUCAGUAGGCCUGUUGUCCAACAGGUGUUCUCUACGUGAAAUAAAACUUGAUUAUAGGAAACCGUG